This is a messenger RNA of Anguilla rostrata (American eel), 2114 nucleotides long. RefSeq names its product ALX homeobox 3 (gene alx3). Gene Ontology annotation, biological process: regulation of transcription by RNA polymerase II. The record is from RefSeq and is a predicted model, not a curated record. The transcript has 4 exons. Gene Ontology annotation, molecular function: DNA-binding transcription factor activity, RNA polymerase II-specific; RNA polymerase II transcription regulatory region sequence-specific DNA binding. NCBI's taxonomy places the organism in Eukaryota, Metazoa, Chordata, Actinopteri, Anguilliformes, Anguillidae.
GAUCUGCUAAAUCCCACCCAUUUGAAACGGAGACCUUAAAAAAAAAAUCACCUCCUCUCACACACAAGCGUUUAACUCCAAAUAAGACCCCAGACGUUCAAAAUUGCGCGCUGGACUGGGCGAUGGAGACGGAAAGUUGUUUGUCUUUCUGUUCUCAGCAAAACAGGACAACCCCAGAUACGCCGCCGGCUCUGGAGCACAGUUCAGGCUCCUUCCACCGGAGCGAAGACCCGCAGAACCCGCCGCUCUAGCCAUUCAGCACCGCCUGAGCGGGCGCCGACCCGAUUCUCAUCCGCGGUGCGACCCUACGGUCGGGAGGGCGGUUUGCUGACAGUCCCGGGGACUUCACGCACAACGUCGGCGCGACCAACCCGAGCGUGUCACCCCACAAACUGCACAGUAAAUACUUGGAAAAUAUCAAUCAAGGACAAAAGGGUUUAUCGAUAAGCGGGAAAGCGUUUUAUGAGAACAAUCCAGAGGGUGCGGAGAAGGGGCUGCCCGAGCCUUUGGGGUUCGCGGCGCGGGACGCGGGGUGCUGCGGGGCGCUGAAGGAGCCGUCGGGCGCCCCUCCGGGGGACUCCGUCGCCGACUCCAUCGACCUGUCGGGCAAGAGCAAGAAGCGGCGGAACCGCACCACCUUCAGCACCGCGCAGCUGGACGAGCUGGAGAAGGUGUUCCAGAAGACGCACUACCCCGACGUCUACGCCCGCGAGCAGCUGGCGCUGCGCACACAGCUCACUGAGGCCCGCGUGCAGGUGUGGUUUCAGAACCGACGGGCCAAGUGGAGGAAGAGGGAGCGCUACGGAAAGAUCCAGGAGGUGCGCAACCACAUCACUGCCACAUACGACAUCUCCAUCCUGCCCCGCUCUGAUACCUACCCCCAGAUGCAGAACAACCUGUGGCCCUGUAGCCCUGCAGCUGGGGCGGGCGGGGGCUGCGUUUUGGCUGCUGACGGGGUGCCCCCCUCCUGCAUGAACCCCUACUCCCAUUCCCAUGGCAACCUCCCAGGCUUCGUUGGCAUGACGCCUCCCAGCCACGCCCACCACCACCACCCGCACCACCACCCGCAUCACUCCGGGAUCAACGGCCUGUACUCCCUGCACGGCUUCUCCGGGGGCCUGGCGCCCCACCCCUUCGAACCCGUGUCCGAAUCCGAGUACAAGCCGUCGGGCCUAGUGGCGCUCCGGAUGAAAGCCAAAGACCCCGGUGGGCUGCUCUCUUGGCCCACAUGACCGGCGAGAUGACCUCUGACCCCCAGUGACUGAGCUAAUCAGCACACAAGCACCCACACACAAACAUAAACAUGUCCAGUCGAAUAAUACCGCCUCCUUCCGCACAUGCACACUUACACAACCACACAUCUGCCCCCCCCCCACUCCUGGAAUACCUUUCCUCAAGAGGAGAAGAGAAAGUCGGAGAAAGACAGGAGGAGGAUGGAGAGACCAAAGACCCAGAUGAAGAGAAGGAUGAAUGGAAGCAGUUACAGAACUUCCAAAAUUUUAUUCCUUUUUUUGGUUUUGCACAGAACUCUGCCUGAGUUUCCCUCCCACCCUAAGUGUAUAAUUUCACUCUGUAGAUCUCCUCUUUGCCCAUGAGUCUGUAUGGACCAAAAGUGCUCAUCAAUCCCAACCAAUAAGCUUUAAGCACAGUACCCACUGCCCCAGCUGGGUGUGUGGAGCCAUUUUGAGUGUUGACUGAGUUACAUUUGAGUUUCUUCCAUGCCUACAGACAUACAGAGACAUGAACCUCACUGUUUUUGGACAUCUAGCGUGGAACAUUUCAAUAUUAAAUUACCAUCAGCGAUUCCUUUGAGGACAUUUGCGUGUGUUAAUGCUAAAGAAUAAGAAAACGCUACUAUUUAAGCCAUUGUAUGAUUGGUAAGAAUGUCCAGCGCAUGUUGUCACUGUGUGCAGUGUACCGUACCGCAGAUGGCGGGGAAUAAAUCUCUUUGAUCUGUACCUGGUGGUGAAAAAUGAACUUAAUUUUGUGAGAAGAAAUUGGGAUCUAGAGCUAGAUGUCAGUGUUGUGUGAGGCUAGUGCACCAUCGGUCUCUGUGUAACUUGGUUGAGUUGAGUCAGUAGAAACAGCAAAGCAACCAGACAUGUAACAGACAC